UGUCAGUUAACGUUCAACGUUCGCUGUUCAACUACGUGCUGUGCCGAUUUGUCGAAUAUGAGAUAGCGGAAGGACACUGGCUUCUACAGAACACGCUCUUUGCGAAAUCGCUUUUUCUUGACACCUCCUUUCCUCUGAACCGUCUUUUCUCUGUACAUCGCUACAUUACCGAGAUAUCCGUCAACUGAUUGUCAUGGAGACAACCCUUACUCAUCGGCCCUGGGAGCCCGCUACCACGGGACCACACACCCCCCCGGUAUCCUCUACUCAGACUCUUCCGUCCAUUUCGACUUUGACGGCAAGUAUGGCCGGUGGCAUCCCUACUCAGGCGGAGAAAUCACCGGGAAAUGCUUCCCUAAAUACGAUAGAGCGAGAUUCGGGGAAUUGGUCGAUGCCUCAAAGUACCAGGUCGUCUACAUAUUCCACCGCGACCAACGGGACCGGCAAUUAUCCCUCCCUCUCCUUCCUCACAUCCUCUCAGCCUUCCCCCAACCGCGCAUCCUAUGUCUCCGAUCGAUCUCCUUAUCCCAACGAUCACUCCAACACCAACACACCUUCUUCUGCGGGGGCGCAGCCCUCCCCAAACUUCGGUUCUACUCAACCAAACACCACCUUACCUUCCAUUAACCAAAAUUAUGAUGCUCCUUCUCAACGAGGCAGUAUCGUGGAGCCUCCUGAAUCGCGACGGAGCAGUGUGGAUAGUAGAAUGAACCAAGGAAUUAGCUCGCUAGCUAUCAAUCCGGCCUCCCCUUACCACAGCACAAAUGUCUCCCAAACCUCGAUUGUUUCGGGUCUUCAGAGAGAGCGGGGCAUAUCCAUGGAUGUGAACAUGAACAGCUCCUACCGUGGUCCUCGAUACUCGGGAGGGCAGCCGCUCUCUCCACUUGGGCCGCGGGCUGGCGAACAUCGCGGGUUUGCAGCUGGUCGUACUGCACCUGCUAUCUCGUCAAAUCCUCGUUCAGAGAUCUACAAUGCGGAGGCGCCUACCGCUGGUCUCGCAUACGCUUUCCCAGAUCCAGACGUUGCGCGAUCGAAUUCCGUCUCUUCUACCACGGAAAAGUCAACCAACCAAUUCUCGCGGAAAGGAAGUACUGCCGAAUCCUUGGCCAGCAGCGUUUACUCCGAUGCACGGCUGCCCCGUGGACAGCAUGGUAUGUCUUAUCAGCCGUUCUUUUCGGCAUCUAUAGUCCCUGAUCCUCUGACUCGUACAGAACUUCCACAAAAUGUACACCACCAUUCCUUACAGCACAAACAAGUCCGCGGCCUUAUUGGAGAGUCUGAGGCACACAGUGGCAGUACUCCAUAUAGCAGAACUCCGGAGUUGCGUGUAACACAUAAGUUGGCGGAGCGAAAGCGCCGCAGUGAGAUGAAGGAUUGUUUCGAGGCCUUGCGUGUACGCCUCCCACAGAGCCAAAACAACAAGUCUAGUAAAUGGGAGACACUUACAAGAGCUAUCGAGUACAUUGCACAUCUGGAGAAAAUGCUCGGUAGUACACGCCGAGAAAAUGAGAUCCUGAGAAGCGAACUUGACGAGAUGCGGGCUCAACUCAGUCAGCAGCAAGCCAACGGCCAAUCUCGACAGCCGUCGAUCUUCGAGCAUCAUUCAAUGGCGGCAUCCCAGCCAAAUGGACAGGUGCACGGCCCUAUAUUUUCCGGUUAUGCUCCUGGCUCCGGAAUGACGCAAGAGCAACCUCGUACGCUGCCUCCUCUCAUGAACGGGACGGUUGCUCCAAUGCAAGGGGUGCAGUAUACCGAUGAACGACGAUAGCCGAUGGUUGGCUACCGAACGGUCUCCCAUGGAAU
Aspergillus sclerotioniger CBS 115572 is the source of this 1803-nucleotide messenger RNA. RefSeq names its product putative HLH transcription factor (Hpa3). The record is from RefSeq and is a predicted model, not a curated record. NCBI's taxonomy places the organism in Eukaryota, Fungi, Ascomycota, Eurotiomycetes, Eurotiales, Aspergillaceae. Gene Ontology annotation, biological process: positive regulation of transcription by RNA polymerase II. The transcript has 3 exons. Gene Ontology annotation, molecular function: protein dimerization activity; DNA-binding transcription factor activity. Bases 194 to 1768 code for a protein of 524 amino acids. Gene Ontology annotation, cellular component: RNA polymerase II transcription regulator complex.